AUGUCGAACCAGCGAGCGGAGAACAGCCCUACGGGGCCUGUGAACCUACCGAGCGACGAAUCAGGAAGCAGUAACGGUGGCAGCAGCAACAAUUCCGUACAAACAGCUAAGCCAGAGACCACGCAGCCUCCUGCCUCUACCUUCCCCCCACCAAAGACCGAUAAGCCACGGCCGCACGUCUGCACCACCUGCACCCGCUCAUUUGCACGACUAGAGCACCUCAAGCGCCACGAGCGAUCACAUACCAAGGAGAAACCUUUCGAGUGUCCUCAAUGCGCAAGAUGCUUUGCGCGGCGCGACCUGCUCUUGCGCCAUCAGCAGAAGCUGCACCAGCAGGGCGCGACCUCUACAAGACCGCGAAAUGCACGACGAGAAAGCACGACCGGUCUGCCACCCAACACUGCCACAAACCGCGUUCGCAAGAACUCCAUCUCAAGUAAUACUGGCAGUAUCAUUCCUGGCACUGGAAGCAUGCGGCCGCGCGCCAACACCAUUGGUGCAAUCGAUGCCAGCUUCCUUGCACUCCACAACGCAACUAUGUCUCCAGGAAAUGGGGUCCAUCCAGGCCACUCACGCCAUGCUAGCAUAUCUGGGUUCGGUGGGCCGAGUCAGUUCGACUACAGAGGCAUGUCCACUGCGGUGGGCUCGCACGGGCAGCAUCACGGCUUACCUCGGCUAGACACACAUAUUGGUUUUGGGGGUAUGGGCGGAGGUGGGCUCCGUACUGCGCCAAUACAAGGAGCGCCGGGCCCUGAUGAUAUCGAGCUGGAGAAGUUCUUUGGCAGCUCAUCCGGCUCCACGAUCAACCCCAAUCAGUUGCAUCACUUCAACGGCAGCCUCGCCCAUCCGCAGUCCCCUUUCAGGCAGUUUGCCAACCCUUUCGCUGGCAACAACCCGAUUGAAGAGGAUGACUUCGCAUGGAGUGCAGGUCUGGAAAACCAGAUGAUGUUUUCGACUGAGAACGCCAUUGAGGGAUCAUCCCCAUCCGCUAUUAGCACUGCAAGCCAGGGUGCUUUCAAUGAGGUUAUGCUAGACGGGUCAGGGCAGCCAACCUCUGGCACUAUGUGGCACAACCCAAUACCGACACACUCACACAUCAACCCAAUGGCUUUCACCGACGCCAUGGCGCCUGUAUUUCCGGAACUAAUGAUCAAUACCAUAGGAACGCAGGAGCUUGCAGAUCCCGCAGCACAAAACGAUUUCUACAUGGCGUCACCGCCUCCAAUUGCAGCAAUGAGUCCUUCAGCAGGCAUACCGGGUAUGCCAAACCAAUACUUCCAGGCCCCAAUGACCUUUCAAUCUGAUGCUGGCAGCAUAUCUUCGGCGUCAAUGAACGGCAGCGCAAGACACAGCUCCGUAACCUCUAUUUCUACCGAAUCCAUUACGGAGGCGACAAGGCAGGCCUUGCUUGUCAACCUGCAACAAGCGCUGGCGGUAGGCAACCCGCAGCGACGAUUUUCCCAGCCACAGAUCAGCUCUCCCUUGUCGCAAAGCCAGAACGCAACGCUGCCAAGCACCAUGGACAUUCAGCGCUACGUGAACGCAUACAUACUGUACUUCCACCCACACAUGCCAUUUCUGCAUAUUCCGACCCUGUCCUUCGACACUCCAGCCUAUACGUACCAGCUUCGCACUACUAACAACUACAAUCAUGACGGCAUGGUUGGUGGUGGCGGCUGCCUCAUUCUUGCAAUGGCUGCAAUCGGCGCUCUGUACGAAUUUGAGCAGGUUGUGGCAAAGGAGUUGUUUGAAGCUGCUAAGAAGCUGAUUCUCUACUACCUGGACGAGCGCCGUAGGGCUGGGCUGACAGCUGCUGUCAACGGUCCAAGCGCUGCGAGUGAGUCCAUAAACAAGCCUCCGCUGUGGUUGGUCCAGGCCAUGUUGCUGAACCUGAUAUUCGGUCAUAAUUGCGGUGACCGACAGGCAGCUGAAGUUGCAAGUACUCACUGCGCAGCCCUGGUCAGUCUUGCCAAAGCCGCAGGACUAGACAAGCCUGCGGCGCCAGAGACGAUGACGCAGAGUCCGCCGUCGCACACUAAUGGUGACGAUACGUCAAUGGCAGACGAUUCGAAUGGUCACGCAGAUUCGCCUGUGGAUAUGCGUAAUGAGUAUAGCCAGUGGAUCCAAUGGAAGAAAGCGGAGGAGAGAAAGCGAACCUACUACGCUGUAUUCUCGUUGUCAAGCCUGCUUGUCUCAGCAUACGCCCACGCACCACGGAUUCUGAAUUCCGAGAUCCGUCUCGACCUUCCUUGCGAAGAGGAUCUCUGGUCAGCUGAAAACGCUCAAGUCUGGAUGGCAACGGGGGGUUCGGUGGCUGCACAGUCCAGAAACUUGUCUUUCAACGCCGCCAUGACAUACCUACUCGAGGCAAGCACUCGCCAAGGCGGCGCUGUUCGUUCACACUAUGGUCAGUUUGGAGGCAGCUCGCUUAACGACCAAAUGGACAGUGAAAUACAACCCAGCACCUUUGGUUGUUACAUUCUCAUCAACGCACUACACGUCUACAUUUGGGAGACUCGACAGAGACACACUGGUCGUCUUUGGAAGACGCAGGAGACAGAGGCUAUGCACGCCCAAGUCGAACCCGCGUUGAAAGCCUGGCAGGCUGCCUGGAGAGCCAAUCCAAACCACAGUAUCGAGCGACCUAGCCCAUUCGGCCCAUUGUCUGCGGACUGUAUACCAUUGUUGGAUCUGGCCUACGUUCGCCUGUUUGUUAACCUUUCCCGGGCAAAAGAGCUCCUAUGGCAGCGGGACUUCGAGGGCAUGGCGAACGAGCUCGCGAAGGGCAUCGAUAUUGUAGCCCAGGCCGACGGUACACCGGAGCGGUCUGAUCCUGGAAAGUCUGCUUCGCCCGGCCAUCUCGCACAACAACUGGACAGUGUCGGGUUUUCGGGAUCUUCAGGCAUCCAACCGUCUUCGAAACGCGAGAGGCACCUUCGAAAAGCAGCUUUCUACGCCGCCGACUCCCUAUCAAUGGCGGACAAACUUGGCGCCACGUACGCCGAAUUCACCGCUCGAGAGCUGCCGAACUCGUCUGCACUUUGCACAUUCGACUGCGCGCAAGUGCUCGCUGAAUGGGUUGCGACAGUUCAAGACCGUGUCGGCCGUUAUCUUGGUGUGCUUGGAAGAGAUGAUAUUGAUUACUCUACAGUUCCUGCGAUCAUGUGUCUUGAAGAGGAGGAUAUCAAGUUGUUGCAGAAGAUUGCAGACAUCUUGCACAAUGCAGACAUGAAGAUGGCUUACGAUAUUUCCUGCAACAAUGUCAUCAACUCUGUUCCCGGCAUCUCGGGAAUGAGUCGUUGUGGCUUUGGUACCAAGUUGUUGAUGGUAACUUCCUACAUGUUAUCAAAAGCCGCCGUCUGGCCUGCAGUUACCCAAGUGCAAGCACGCGCUCUAGAGGCACAUGCGCAUUGCAUCAACCAACGGGCUGAGAACUCGGUCCUCGGCCAUGCUUCGUAG
Molecule: messenger RNA, 3459 nt
Organism: Boeremia exigua
Lineage: Eukaryota; Fungi; Ascomycota; Dothideomycetes; Pleosporales; Didymellaceae
Product: DNA binding regulatory protein-like protein AmdX
Exons: 3
Coding region: 1-3459 (1152 amino acids)
Biological process (GO): DNA-templated transcription; regulation of transcription by RNA polymerase II
Cellular component (GO): chromatin
Molecular function (GO): DNA-binding transcription factor activity, RNA polymerase II-specific; RNA polymerase II cis-regulatory region sequence-specific DNA binding; zinc ion binding
Source: RefSeq, a predicted model, not a curated record